CGGCGGCUCCGCCUCCUGAGGGCUGACCCCUGAUGGUCCCGGCGGUGAGUCCCACCGUACCCUCCGCCCGAAAUCCCUGCGUCCGGCACGGCCCAGUCUAAAUGGAAACCACCCUUGGGAGCUGGAUGCCUGUGUAGCUGUUCUAUCACAUCAGUGAUUUGCAAUGAGUGGGGGAGGAGAGCAGCCGGAUAUCCUCAGUGUUGGAAUCCUGGUCAAAGAAAGAUGGAAAGUGUUGAGGAAGAUUGGGGGUGGGGGCUUUGGAGAAAUUUACGAUGCCUUGGACAUGCUCACCAGGGAAAAUGUUGCGUUGAAGGUGGAAUCAGCUCAACAACCAAAACAAGUCUUGAAAAUGGAGGUUGCUGUAUUGAAAAAAUUACAAGGGAAAGACCAUGUUUGUAGAUUUAUUGGCUGUGGGAGGAAUGAUCGAUUCAACUAUGUGGUCAUGCAGUUGCAGGGUCGGAAUCUAGCAGAUCUACGCCGUAGCCAAUCCCGGGGCACUUUCACCAUUAGCACCACUCUUCGGCUGGGCAAACAGAUUUUGGAAUCUAUUGAAAGCAUCCAUUCUGUGGGAUUCUUGCACCGAGACAUCAAACCGUCAAACUUCGCCAUGGGUCGCUUUCCUAGUACAUGUAGAAAAUGUUAUAUGCUGGAUUUUGGCUUGGCUCGACAAUUUACCAAUUCCUGUGGUGACGUCAGACCACCUCGAGCUGUGGCAGGCUUUCGAGGAACCGUUCGCUAUGCAUCAAUCAACGCCCAUCGGAACCGGGAAAUGGGAAGACACGACGACCUCUGGUCCUUGUUUUACAUGUUGGUAGAGUUUGUAGUUGGUCAACUGCCUUGGCGAAAAAUAAAGGACAAGGAACAAGUAGGCUCUAUUAAGGAGAGAUAUGACCAUAGGCUCAUGUUGAAACAUCUCCCUCCAGAAUUCAGCAUCUUUCUGGACCAUAUAUCAUCUUUGGAUUAUUUUACGAAACCAGACUACCAGCUUCUUACCUCCGUGUUUGACAAUAGCAUCAAGACUGUUGGUGUAAUUGAGAGUGACCCUUUUGACUGGGAGAAGACGGGAACUGAUGGCUCCCUAACAACCACCACUACUUCAACAACUCCUCAGUUACACACCCGCUUGACCCCGGCUGCAAUCGGAAUUGCCAACGCUACUCCCAUUCCUGGAGACUUGCUUCGAGAAAAUACAGAUGAAGUCUUUCCAGAUGAACAACUUAGUGAUGGAGAGAAUGGCAUCCCUGUUGGUAUAUCCCCAGAUAAAUUGCCUGGAUCUCUGGGACAUCCUCGUCCCCAGGAGAAGGAUGUCUGGGAAGAGAUGGAUGCCAAUAGGAACAGAAUAAAGCUUGGUAUUUGUAAGGCUACUACAGAAGAAGAAAACAGCCAUGGCCAAGGAAAUGGUAUGCUGAAUGCUCCAAGUCUGGGUUCACCCAUUCGGGUCCGCUCAGAGAUUACUCAGCCAGACAGAGAUCUUCCACUGGUGCGAAAGUUACGUUCCAUCCAUAGCUUUGAGUUGGAAAAACGUCUGACAUUGGAGCCAAAGCCAGACACGGACAAGUUUCUUGAGGCCUGCCUGGAGAAGAUGCAGAAAGAUUCCAGUGCGGGAAAACAAUCUACUCUCCCUGCUCAGCUUCAUAAGCCUUGUGUUCCUGCUGUAUCACGUAUGGACCACAUCUGGCAUUACGAUGAAGAAUAUCUUCCAGAUGCUUCCAAGCCUGCUUCUGCCAACACUCCUGAGCAGGCAGAUGGUGCUGGUAGCAAUGGAUUUAUAGCAGUCAACCUGAGCUCCUGCAAGCAGGAGGUGGAUUCCAAAGAAUGGGUGAUUGUGGACAAGGAACAUGACCUUCGAGAUUUUAGGACAAAUGAGGCUUUAGGGCAUAAAACAACUGGGAGCCCUUCUGAUGAGGAACCUGAAGUGCUUCAAGUCCUGGAAGAAUCGCCUCAGGGUGAAAAGCUCGGAUUAGGUCCUUGGGAGGAAAAUGAUCAUUUAAAGAAGGAAACCUCAGGUGUGCUCUUAGCACUGUUGGGAGAGUGCCCUGCCACUGCUGCGUCAGAGCAAUACACAGAUAGACUGGGACUCCAGGCUGGAAUUGUGAGUCAGUUUAUUGCAGCAACAUCCACAAGCCCAUUGGAGGCACAAGCAGAAGGACCCCUCACAGCGGUUACAAUUCCUAGACCUUCUGUGGCAUCUACACAGUCAACUUCAGGGAGCUUUCACUGUGGUCAGCAGCCAGAAAGGAAAGAUCUUCCGCCUGUGGAGCCCUCUGUGGAACUGGAUUCUCCAAGGGAGAACUUUUCUGGCUUGGUUGUGACAGAGGGUGAACCUGCUAGUGGAGGAAGUAGAACAGACUUAGGGCUUCAGUUAGAUCACAUUGGUCAUGACAUGUUACCCAAGGAAGUGCACAUUAGAGAAUGUGACAAAUCCCAAGACCUCGGACAAAGAGACCUUCUUGACCAUAGCAGACUGGUUGUGAGAGAAUUUGAGAGUCUCCCUGGAGAAACUGAAGAAAAAAGUAUUUUAGAGUCAGAUAAUGAAAAUGAGAAAUUAAGUAAAGGGCAGUGUUGUAUUGAGAUCUCUCCUGUCCCAGGAGAUUUGGUAACUACAGAAAGGGAUCAUUCAGCUACCACCGAACCUCUUGAUAUAACAAGGACACAAACUUUUAGUGUGGUGCCAAAUCAAGACAAAAAUCAUGAGAUAAUGAGACUUCUGGCAACUGGAACUUCAGAAAUUUCUCCAAGAGUCAUUGACCCACAUGUUGAAGGACAAAUAAGCCAGGUGGCAGCAAUGCAGAAAUGGAAGCUAUCCAAGGAUGAUGGCAUCAAGAGUGAGGAUUUACCAGGUCAUCAAGGAGACCUCUCUACUUUUUUGCACCAAGAGGGUAAAAGAGAAAGAAUUGCUCCUAAAAAUGGAGAGCUGUUUCAUUGUGUUUCAGAGAAUGAACAUUGCCCCCCGUCCCGGAAGGAUGUAGUUCGGCCAUCUUUUGUAAGUAGACAUAGCCGAAUCCCUGUUUUAGCACAAGAGAUAGACUCGGCUUUUGAAUCAUCUUCUCCUGUCUCUGCAAAAGAGAAGCUCCUGCAGAAGAAAGCUUACCAACCGGACCUCGUCAAGCUUCUGGCGGAAAAAAGGCAACUCCAGUCUUUCCUGGGUGACCUCUCAAGUGCCUCUGAUAAACUGCUAGGGGGAAAACUAGCUGCUACUUCCUUCUCUGAGGAGGAAGUCUUUACUCCCUUUUCAAGAUUGGCAGUAGACUCUCACCUGAGCAGGUCAGCCGAAGACAGCUUUCUGUCACCCAUCAUCUCCCAGUCCAGAAAGAGCAAAAUCCCAAGACCAGUUUCCUGGGCCAAUACAGAUCAAGUCAGUAGCUCAGCUUCAUCUCAGUUCCUGCCUCGGCCACCACCAGGAAAGCCACCAACUAGACCAGGAGUAGAAGCCAGACUACGCAGAUAUAAAGUUCUAGGGAGUAGCAAUUCCGACUCUGACCUUUUCUCCCGUCUGGCCCAAAUUCUUCAAAAUGGAUCUCAGAAACCCCGGAGCAAUACUCAGAGCAAGAGCCCAGGAUCCCCCCACAAUCCAAAAACACCACCCAAGAGUCCAGUUGUCCCUCGCCGGAGUCCCAGUGCCUCUCCUCGAAGCUCUUCCCUGCCUCGCACAUCUAGUUCCUCACCAUCUAGGGCUGGACGGCCCCACCAUGACCAGAGGAGUUCAUCCCCACAUCUGGGGAGAAGCAAGUCACCUCCAAGCCACUCAGGCUCCUCCUCUUCCAGGAGGUCCUGCCAGCAGGAGCACUGCAAACCCAGCAAGAACGGCCUGAAAGGAUCUGGCAGCCUCCACCACCACUCGGCCAGCAUCAAAACCCCUCCAGGGAAGAAUAAGUCAGCCAGUAAACUCAGCAGAUAGGAGCUGGGCUGCAUCGGUCUGAAAGGUGUGAGAUCUUCCUCCUCCACCUAUGCAUGUUGUGUCCCUGUACUGUCUAUUUAAAAAAUCAGUGUUGAUCUUCAUUUGCAAAAAACAGUAACAUGAUAAGUUAUUUAUAAGAAGACAAAACUAGGUGAUAAGGAAUUACCAAUGGUAGGCAGCAAGCAGCUCAAGAACGAAGGCCUUUACGUAGGAAGGGGUAAUCCAGCAAAUCCCAGGGGGAGCUCUCAUCGGUUUACCGGCCUUUGAAACAAGAGUUGAGGGUAGGAGAUAAAAUGGAAUUUAAAGAUUUGGCCCAAUUUUUUUAAGGCUCUCCUCAAAGAUUAUAUAUAGCGAAAGUGAAGCUCAUUUUGGUAUUUUCACUCAAACUUCCCAACCUUGGAGAGUCAAAAUUGCUCGGCCAUGGGAGUCUGUGUAAGAAGGCUGGUGCGGGGACCCCAGAUUGCUUGGGUACUUUGAACCCGUGCAUUUCUCUGGGGUGUUGAGAAGUCACACUAUUACCUUGCCUCCUCCCUAGUAUCCUCUCUGGAUUUCUCCUUUUAAAGUUAGUGUGCUUCACCUGAUCCAAUCUCUCCCCUUGCCUCUUCACAAUAUUAAUGUGCUUUUAGCCAUACGUGCUGGGAAUUUCAACUCCCAACUACCUUUUUAAAUCCCCUUAUAUUUUUCUUGGAGUACCAUUUCCUAACCCAGUACAUUUUUACUCCUAAAAAUAAUUGAGAAACUUUGGUAAAGAACGAAAAAGUCUAAAUAGAGGUGCUUUAGGGAGAGAGGGACAGAGGGUGGAAGACGCUUGUCCUGCCCUCCCUGCUCAGUCUCCUCCCACAGAAGGGAACUGAGCAGAGGGGACCUUGCUUCCUCAGGUCUUCUCAGGACAGACGCUCUGAAACCACCUCCAAGAGGAUGCCUGGGAAGCGCCAGGCGUGUAGAAUGUGGCUUUAUGCUUUUUGCGGUCAAGAAAGCAAGCAGUUAGGUUGUUGAGGCUUAUAAUAGUCACAGAGUGCAUUUUAUACAUUUAUCCAAUAAGGAAUGAAUAUCUUCAGAAAUAAAUUUAGGCUAACUAUGUCUCAAUGUUUUAUGACUUACUUCUUCUGUACUUUAGUGUGAUUUCCAUGUAAUCUCAGUUUAUGAAGCUGUAAGAGGGAUUUUAUUUGUUCUGAUCUCACCCUUCUGUUAAUAGGAAUCAGGCAAAAUGAAAUGAUAUUCCAGAUUUUUAAAAUGGUCUCUUAAAUUCUCUAGGUGUUUUGUGUUGUAAAGACCUUAUUAAGGUCAGAUAAAUUGGUCUGCUUGCUGUUGAAAUUUGCCUUCUAGCAAGCAUCUGUGCUUUCUCUUUGACCUUGUGUUUGCUGCCAAUCCUAAUAUGGUUACAUUGGGGUGGGGUGGGGUUGGUGGGGGAGGAAAGAAAGAAAAAUUUUUCCUCACCAAGUGAACAUAUCCUAAUGCUGCAUCAAAGCUGCCCUGAAGCUGCACUGAACUGAUUUUGUUCUCUUUAUCUGUUGAACUUUUUCAAAAACAAACUCAGAACACUAUUGAGGCACGUAUGGUUCCCCAUAAGAAAUGCAUAGUGUGGAGUUUUAAUCUCUGAUUUCCAGCACUGCAGAGGAAUGCAGUAGAUAAACCAUAUUUGCUAUUUAACUCAAGCAACUGUAUUAUUGGAAGGCCAGUCCUCUGUAUUAUUUGUAUAAUAGUUGCUCUAACACUACUUGCAUGUCAUCAUGGUAAAUGAUAUAUUUAUAAAUAUAUAGGGAGACAUAUGCUUAUAUGAACUUUCUUUCUCAUUAUCCAUUUGUAAUUUCAAGAUCACAGAUGGUAACAAUCCUUUUCUAUUGGGUGCCUCAUGUAUACUUGGGCCUUGACUAACUUCAUUUUCUGAAAAAGUGUUCUUGCCAUGUGAUGCCUCAGAUUGUUCUUGCCUUCCCUAUGUGAUGCCAGAGUUGGCCGUCCUUAACAAGCCAAAAUAUAUUGUUUAAUUUUCAUUUGAAGCAGAUUUUAAGAGGGGAACAAUGACUGAGACACGCUUGCAUACUGGUUCGAAGAGAUGUCAUGUUAAUCACAUAGUUUUGUCCUUGUGGUUAGAGUGGAUAAGCUGGGAUGAAAAUCAUGGAUCCGACAUGACGAAUUUUUAAGACAGUAUCUUUAAAGUUUCCAUUCUGGUUUUCUCACCUCACUUUUUUUCUUGAAGGUGGUGGGGGAAUCACCUACAAUUAAGGAGUGAUCUCCCCGCUCCCCCUUUGUAUUAGCUGAAGUAUACUGAAGUAUACCGAAGCUUGAAAUCCGCACCCCUCGCAUUAGAAAUGUGUGUGUGUGUGGGGGGGGUCAUUUAGUUCUCAUUGGCAUUCCUCUGGCGGCAAUUAAAAACUGACUGCAAAGGCAAUGUGGCAACAGCUUGUUGUCUUUUUGGCUCCUCCCCUUUUCCACCAAUCUUUCCACUGUGUUACCCUAUUUCUAGCAUUGACAUUAAGUGCUAAAUUUCAAAGAUAAACAGUCUCGUAAUUAUAUUUUAUUUUGCAUGUAGAGGAAAGAGUUAACCAAAGAUGUUUCAGCUCUUACUUUUAAAAGAAAACAUUACUAAUUAUAUCUUAUGUAUCACUAGGUCUCCUCAAAAGCACGGCCCUGCAUAGAGAUUUACGUCGAGCUUUUCAAAAACCUCGGUGUGCUUAGAUGGUAGAUGUCUCUCAGGCUGAAUCUAGAAGUAGUGGCAGCCCUGAACAAAGAAAGCACUUUUGGCACAAAGAUUUGGGGGGUUGUUUCAUUUUAGAAGCACAAUGUAGAGAACGAGUUCUUUACUAUUACUUAUUUUUGGUGUUUCUUUUAGUAGUAUUUUAUUUCAGAUUUAAGUGACAACCAGAUAAUUCCAAGUAAUCAAAAGCCACCUUAAUUAUUCUGAAGGGGAGGGGCUAGCCAGCCAUCAAAAUCAAACCAAAUUGUAAGACCUAUGGGGCAGAAGGUAAAUUGUCUUUUGAAGAUCACAUGCCUCCUGACUCCUAGCAAAGCAAAGUGACUGACUGCCUAGUCACACCUGCCCUUCCCACCCUUCUCUGCUCACUCUGUUCACUUUAGGGGUUGGCUCUGUAGGCAAUUUAGUAGCCAAAUAGCUAGUUAUCUAUGUUUUAAUAUAAAAAGUGUCAUUGGAUUAAAGAAUUAGGUGGAGCCAGAGAUUAAAAUUAGCAGCAGGCUCAACCCCUUUAGGUAGCAUUCGUCAGACCUCUAGGACCUAUGAACUUGUUGAAAUAUAAAACUCCCACAUAGUAUUUUUGUGUUUUAUAUGCACAGUUUAAAGGCUGUGCAAUCUAACUUCAUUCUAAUGCGCAGUGAAUAGAGGAGGAUAGUUGGGCCAUAUCCAGUGUAAUCACCAAGCACAGAUUCUGAGCAUCGUGGGAUGGUAAGGGUUAGGCAAACACUCUGGUUUUCAGCUCUGGUAUGCAGGGCGCAGGGAGUGUGCUGGUGGCAAUUAGUUAGUUCGUUUUGGGAUUUUUUUUAAGUUGCAUGUUGUGAAUUUUUUUGUGUGUAAAAGUUGCCAAGAUUCCCAAGUUCUAAAUAAGGAGCAGAAUGGUCAUUGAGACCCACUGUCAUCACUGUCCACUUUAUAGUACUUGCUUUAAAACCCUAGGCAAACCUCAGCUGCUCGCUGGUGGUAUGCAGUGGAAUAGGCUCCUGGCCACCAUGGGGACUUGGGAUUCUUCACCAGUCAUCAGAGCUUCUUUCUAAGCCACAGAUUUUUCAGGCUUGUAUUUCUGUGUUUGCCUCCACAAGGAAGAAGUAUACAUGGUGCAUGUUUUUCUAAACCCAGACACAGACAGUUACAACCCUAGCUCAUUCUUCUAUAUCCAGUAGCUUUGGAUUGAAAAUAAAUGCUCUUUCCCAAGAGCAGAGGAUUGUUAGUUCUAGGGGCUACAUUCCUUAUCUGACAUAAGAAAUUGUUUAGAGAAACAGAUUACAGAAUUCGUACUUUAAUGACUUAGGGAAAAGAUGCAUUUCACGCUGGCUAUUUGAAAAUAUAUUUGUAGAUAAGUUUAGACUUAGUGUUGGAGAUAAAAGUUUUUCACACUUUAAAACCUUUGUUUUCAUUCCUUUCUAUCAAAGCAUACCACGUUAGAGAAUCUAUUCUUGGUUAUGUUCAUGUGUUUUGGAAUUAAGUUGCUUGCUGAAAUUCACUCUGCUAAAGGCUGCCUGCUUGUUUACCCACCGUGUGGGAUGUGCUGGCGCGGUGCCGAGUAGUGCCUGAACCACCGAGGAAAUAGACUGGUGGAGGACCAAGGCACCGACUCUCAUGAGUUUGACUCUGUAGACAGUAUAGCAGCGAUUGCUAUCUGUGUUUUAAUAAUACAAAGUACAAGUGUCUAUUUAGACCUUACUGUAGAGAAGGGAGCAAGAGGUAGGUCGUCCUUAGACUACUGUAUCUUAGAGUACAGUGCACGGACAGUCCCAGAAGGUCGUCAGCACACCUCACUGCCUAGCCAGUAGAUCCUGGUUUGUACCUGGAGACGGUGGGAGCCAAGUGGGGAUGGCUAUCGCUGGGUACUGUCAACACUUAGGCUCUCCCUUUGGAAUUAAGAGACAUGUCACACAGGGAACCUUGGGAGCCUGCAGAAUCUGUUGCCCAAGCAUGGCUUGGGAGAAUCUGCCAAGUACCUGGGGAAUCUUGAGUUCUUAGGUAAGUCAGGACAUAGACAAGGAUUCCUCUUCACUUAAAUGAGAAUGUGGAUGUUACAACUUCUUUCCCUGGCUGGCCAUGGAAUGCUGACAUUAAAGUCUUGGCCCAUUUAAGACCCUUUACAAUUUAGUUGUGAUUGUCUCUCUGUGAAGCUAUUUCUGCCCCUACUUUAAAAAUCUGUAAACCUGACAUUUCUUAUUCCUCUUGAGAAAGCUUGGAUUAGAAUAAUGUGGGGAGAGAACGAUCACCUUGAGAUGACCCAUGACCCCAAGACACUGAAGAAUAGUAACCACUUAUUCAGCGAUGAUUUGAACAUUUCCUCAGCCUUUGUGGAUACAUAUAUCAAAGAAACGAAGCCUUUCUCUUCAGUGAAAUUUAGUAGGUUUCUGCUCUCUCUUUAAUCAUAAGUGACAGCAUGGGCAGUGUGUGUCAUUUGUUUGUGAUGCCGCCCGCUCCUCCCAGACACCCUCGACCAGGCAAAUAGGAUCACCAUGACUUCGGCUCAACUAAGCAGAUGUGUGUGAGGCCUGUGAACUGUAGGAUUUGUUAAUCACCUGAUUUUACACACUAAUGAUGGAUAGGGUUGUUCUCUUCUUAGAUUGUUCCAUAUUGUAUAUGUAAGUGUUCACUUGCCUAGUUCAAUUUACAUUGACUCAAUCAAGUUUUAUAUAGACGACUUUUGCCAUAUGCUGUUUCUCCCUCAUCCCCACACCCUUAUAAGAAAAAUUUUAAAUCUUUAAAAAGCCCCCAAAAGCACUUCCCCUUCUCUGUCUGGGUGCUCUUCACUCACCCGCACAGGGUGAAAGGCUACCAGAAUGAAUGUGAUUUAUUUUAGGGAGCUAUCCAGGAACAGGAAAGCCCCUUGGAUUUUUUCCAAAAGCAUUUUGGCUUUAAACAGUUCAUCAGAUAAAUUUAUUCACCAAGCAAAAAAGGCAUUCAGAACUACAAAGAUAAGGUCCGGGAACUGCCCCUUGGGACUCUGAGAUCAGAUUGGUGGCCAGAUGGAGUGGUGUAGGCUCGCUGAGGCCCUGGUUUCUCUCAGUGCACAGGGCCCGGCCCUCCCCUGGACACCUUUCCUAAACUAGCCAGUGCUGAUCGCAUUGGGCCAUUGUACGCUGCUAGUGUUUUAAGAAAAAGGGGUCAGGGGGAGCAUCUAGUUUUGUAGUAGAAAUCUCCCAAAUUAUUAGCCGUUGGCUGUUGUUAAAUCAGAUUCAGCCACAAAUCAGAAUUCUCUCUUGUUGAGCAAGACUAACCGGUUAGAAUAGAUGACUUUAGUAAGUUUACUUUUCUCUCCCUCGCCCCUCUUCUCCAGGAAACCAGAGAGAUAAGACACUGCUCUUUGAAAAUGCCUUUAAAGGUAUUAUAUUGUGUGUCCCUUCCCCUCCAACCUGCCCCUUUGAUGUGCUUUGCUCAGGCAACCAAGGACAUAGAGUAUUGGCAGAAACAUGGAGUGCUUUUGUAUAGACCAUCUGUACAUAAAAGUGUAAUUAUUUAUUUAAUUUUCCCAUUUGUAUCAUAUUAAAGCUUUGUACAGUGUUUUAAGUUUUGUUUUAAAAUUAUUUUGUAUUUUAUUUUUAUAAUCUAGUAAUAAAAGAUUCAUUCCGCAUGCAAACUCCAAUUCUAUUUGUGUGAUGGUUUGGAUUUUAAAUGUGAGAUAUCUUUCUCCAAUUAAAAAAAAUGUGAAUACACCAGAAGGUACAAGAUCAACAGGAAACAGAAACUGUUACCAUAAAUGCAGGGGCACGUACAGAAGUGACCUAGAAAAAGACAGCACUGGACGCGAUAGAAACUAGGUGUUCAGGGUUCCUGCUGGUAAAAAACAGGGUUUAUGGAAAUGAGAAGAUGCUUCCCCUUGUAAUAAAAUUCUAAGUGUUAAAAACUGUCCUUACAUCA
Molecule: messenger RNA, 10460 nt
Organism: Echinops telfairi (small Madagascar hedgehog)
Lineage: Eukaryota; Metazoa; Chordata; Mammalia; Afrosoricida; Tenrecidae
Gene: TTBK2
Product: tau tubulin kinase 2
Exons: 15
Coding region: 164-3898 (1244 amino acids)
Biological process (GO): peptidyl-serine phosphorylation; signal transduction; cilium assembly
Cellular component (GO): ciliary basal body; nucleus; ciliary transition zone
Molecular function (GO): protein serine/threonine kinase activity; ATP binding
Source: RefSeq, a predicted model, not a curated record